GUGCGUAUACUACCUUUGUCAGGAUCAACAGCUGGGUGGAACUCCAACAAAAAAAAGUUGCCCCAAUGACAUUUUCUGUAGGGAUGGCAGUCUGACUGUGAGACACGCUAGCUGUUGUAUUAAGUGUUUAUUUCCACCGCUGCGCCAUGGAUUUUAACGUGAAGCGGUUAGCCGCAGACGCCGGUACUUUCCUGAGCCGCGCGGUGCAAUUCACAGAAGAGAAGUUUGGCCAGGCUGAAAAGACAGAGUUGGAUGCUCAUUUGGAGAACCUUUUGGUCAGAGCUGAGAACACCAAGCAAUGGACAGAAAGGAUAAUGAAGCAGACAGAAGUGUUACUACAGCCCAACCCAAAUGUCCGGCUAGAAGAAUUUGUGUAUGAGAAACUGGAGAAAAAAGCCCCUACGCGAAUGAACAACCAUGAGCUGCUGGGCCAGUCCAUGAUCGAAUCCGGAAAUGAAUUUGGUCCUGGAGCUGCCUAUGGAAAUGCUCUGAUAAAAUGUGGCGAGACGGAGAAGCAGAUUGGUGGGGCAGAGCGGGAGUUAAUCCAAAGUGCUGCCAUCAACUUCCUGACACCUUUCAGAAACUUUCUAGAAGGUGACUUCAAAACCAUCCUGAAAGAACGGAAGCUACUGCAGGUCAAACGUUUGGAUCUGGAUGCAGCCAAAACCAGGUUAAAGAAAGCCAGGAUGGCUGAUGCUAGAGCUGCAGCAGAGCAGGAGUUGAGGAUGACCCAGAGUGAGUUUGACCGGCAGGCAGAGAUCACCCGACUGCUGCUAGAAGGCGUCAGCAGCACCCACGCACACCACCUACGCUGCUUGAAUGACUUUGUGGAAGCCCAGACUACGUACUACGCACAGUGUUACCAGUACAUGGUGGAUCUCCAAAAGCAGCUGGGCAGUUUCCCCUCAACGUUCUCCAACAACAACCAAUCGUCGGUGGCAGGGGGGGCCAGCAUCUCGGUGCCCACCAUCCCUGUGUCUGCCUCCCUGCCCAGUGUGUCUGCGGGCCACGGCAGCUCGACGGCAUCGGGCGGAUUCAACGAAUUGCGUAGCUCCAACGGCAGCCGCAAAGCCAGAGUGCUUUACGACUACGAUGCUGCCAGCAGCAGCGAGCUGUCCCUGCUGGCUGAUGAGGUGAUCACAGUCAGCAGCGUCCCAGGCAUGGAUUCAGACUGGCUGAUGGGCGAGCGAGGCAGCCAGAAGGGCAAAGUGCCAAUCACUUACCUGGAGCUGCUCAACUGAGACCCACGGACCCCCAGUCGAGCCCCCUGUAACCAGCUGUGAUCUCAUAUUUAUAUUGUGUUGCAGGGACGGGCCUCACUUUCUCUUCCAUUCAGUCAUUUUAGAAUGAGUUUUAUUUCUAUGAAAAGGAGUCUCAGUUUUAGCAGACUCGUGCUGGAAUGAAUACAUUGGAGUGAAGGGGAAGGAAAUAGACCUCAUUCCCAAGAUGUGUUUGUAUGCAACUGCAGUACAUUUCUAAAACCUGCUUCCAUGCCUUUUUAAGUUUGAUGCCAUGCAGUCUGCAAUUUGUGCCAGAACAUCUCCCAAACUGUAACUUUUUAAAAAAAAAAUUGUUUGUUUACAACAUAUAUCUCAGACAGUGACCUAAAUGCUUUUGAUGUGAGGUUCCCCCCCUCUUCCCUUUUUGCUAAUUCCAUUUUUUUCAAGUAGUGAUACAGUAGACACUUUUUUUUUAAAGCGCAAAAUCCACUUCAGUUUGAAGUGGCGAGUGUUGCUGAGAAUUCUUAGAGAAGUCUUAUUUUAUAAUCGAUAAUCUCAUGGUGCAGUAGCUGUUAUGGUUACUCCGUUUUUUAUGAACAUUAUCAUAUGUAUUGUGUGUCAGCUUCAUUCACAUGGACCCUAACUGGACAGUGAGUUAAACACACUGCUCCAGUACCGUUGAUCAGUCAGCAAGGCCGAAUAAGAAAAGUUGUAACCUGCUGAUAGCCAAGCAGUUACUACUCACAUGCCAGACUUCAUUAAGUGCCUAAUACAGUGGCCUUUCUAAAAACAUUAGCCUUUUUUUAUAGCUACACCAGCAGUAUUGAGACCUCAAUUCAGUCUCUCCUCUUAGUAUUGAACCCUUGUAUUUUUAAUUUAUUGGCAAUUAAAAAUCAGCAUUAGUUCCAACCAGAAAACUGUUGUCUCUGAUUAAAUUAUUAAUCUGUGUAUUUAUUAAUACACUAUUUGUGAUAUGUUCAUUGUCUUUGGUGUUGCUUGGCUUGGUGUUUACUUUGGAAAAAAAAAAGUUAAAACAUGUACCUUUUGUUGACAUCACCACAGGUCUCAUCAGUUUCCCCUAAACCUGCCUUCAACUCCACAUUGGAAGAAAAGUCUUGUUACGUUCUGGGAGAUCAAAGUAUAUUAUUACAUGGCUGCUUUUUGUUUUGUGUGUAACUGAUAAGAUGGCAUAUAACUGUAAAAUAAAUAUACAAUAUGAUGCAUUAAAAUAAGAAAAUAUCA
Messenger RNA from Morone saxatilis (striped sea-bass), 2462 nucleotides. It is a transcript of the gene sh3glb1a, whose product is annotated as SH3-domain GRB2-like endophilin B1a. Gene Ontology annotation, molecular function: protein binding. The transcript is spliced from 9 exons. Gene Ontology annotation, cellular component: membrane; cytoplasm. The record is from RefSeq and is a predicted model, not a curated record. Gene Ontology annotation, biological process: membrane organization. The coding region runs from base 147 to 1241 and encodes 364 amino acids. NCBI's taxonomy places the organism in Eukaryota, Metazoa, Chordata, Actinopteri, Moronidae.